GGACUCGGGGCCAGUCAAUGUAUUGUUAGCUUUCCUCGUCUUUACCUUUGCACCUAGUCUUGACUUCUGUCUUCCAUGUUACUCUGGGCCCAGGCAGAAGCAGGAUCCCGAGAUAGAAACAAGUUGUAUAUCAUCUUCCAAGAGUCUGCCUCGGACGUUGCAGUAUCCCAGCGUCCGGUCCGCCUUGUCUUCCUGUCUCUGUCUUUUCUCGGCCCCCUUCAGCCCUGCUGGCGAUGAUCGAGGGUGUCAUCUCGACCCAUUUGCCUCAUCCACCCCUGAUAGCUGUCGACUAGGUUAUUCCCAUCUUCUGGAUACUUCAACACCUCACGGAUACCUUACCUUUUUUUUCCCACGCACCUAAUCUCAUACAUAUCUACACCCUGACACCUUUAUACGCACCUCUUUCUCUCUCUUCAGCAGAAUCCUUGUCAGCUUCGAGUUUGCUGCCUUGUCUUGCCCCCUCUCCAUCUGUGAACAAAUUCCUUUAUAACCGCCUCUUUCCCCAUCUUACCCAUUGUCCCUCAGCCUUCUUAGACAAGGUUGCCAAUCAGAAUCAGAGCACUCCCGAUCAGGUUCUUAUCCACACGCUCCUCCACUCACACAAAUCUACCCGAGUCCCAACCGGGCAUCCUCCACCCCCCUCGAGGCCUGAUUGCGUCUUGAUCCAACGCCCUGUUGGUAUAUAAACCAAACUUUUACGCCCAACAACCAACCGCCCGUCGAAACGAUAAAAGAAUAGCAAGCCUGCGGCCGAACCAGUUAUGGAUCUUACACCACCAUCUCUUACCAGAUCGCCAGCAUCUCCAACUCACACCUAUUGUCCAUCGGAGCGUUCCUCGCUUGAUUAUCCGUCUCCAGACUUGGCGGCUCAACAGUACAAGAUCAGUUCUUUAUACGCUGCCGACCAACUCUGCUCCUUGGAUCAGGCAGCCGAAGCAGACAUUUCCUUGCCACCUUUGGAUCCUCGACCACCGGUAGAUUGGACUACCACCGACAUCAUGGCGCCCUCAUCCUCAUCCUUUUCCAUCCCGAAUGUUCUAUCUACAGGAUACGACCCGUUUGCUGAGUACGACUCGCAAGUGUCCGCCUCGUACGGAUCCGACUCAUACCCUCCGCCGCCACCCCACUCGUCCGUGCUAGGCCACCAUCAACAUUCUCUUACAGACUCCCCGGGACGCUCACCCGGGCCAUCCUCAUCCAGAAGUUCGCUGUCCUACGCACAAGUUGCGCAUUCCUCGAGUUCGUUGGGGCCGAGGAUCAAGAUGGAGAACGCCAACGAGUACGGAUCUGGAAUUGACGCCUCGCACUACGCUUCUCCACGCUCAAUGCAGACGCCUUACAUGACAGAAUCAAGCACAUACGGUAAUCUCCACCAGCACUAUCUAUCAGAUAACCAAUCUCCAAGCUGGUCCAAAGUCGAAUAUGGCGUGGAGCAGUACUACCAAAACUCUCCUGCGGGGGAGCCAGCUCCUGUUAGUCGAGAGUCGAAGCGGGCAGAUGACGGAAAGCACAACCGCCCAAAACGAGCGCCACGGAAGAUGACGUCCUUUGCGGACGCCCAGUACCAGUGUCAAGUUGCAGGAUGUGGUAAACUCUUCAGCCGCAGCUACAACUACAAGGCACAUCUGGAUACACACGACGACAAGCGGGAAUACCCAUUCCCAUGUCCAGUAGCUGAUUGCAACAAGAGGUUUGUCCGGAAGACAGACCUUCAGAGACACAAUCAAAGCGUUCACAUGAAGGAAAAAAACCACCGUUGCGACUAUUGCGGAAGGUUGUUCGCCCGGAAGGACACGCUUCGCAGGCACAUGGAUGAUGGAUGUUCCAAACGCUUCGACGUUGGCACUUGCGACCUUCGUGUGGAGGGUUUUGGAGGCUUAGCGCCGGUCAAUCGUAGCAUGGGAGGGCCGAUACAUGCCAUGGGACCUGGCUCAGGGCCUCUGCCUCCCAUCAACGCGCCGGUGGGGGCCGGUAGUAGCCUGUUACAUCCCGAAUCAUCUGCUUGCAGGAGUAGAAGCGUCUUGUCUGGCGCGAGCGAUGGAACACAUGGCGAUAGUUGGCAACGGUAACGGAACGGCGACUUGGUCCUCUCGUGAAGGAGCUGUGCGGCAUCCAGGCCUUUCUCACAACGUUUAAGGGAUCACUGUAACACCAACUCGAAUUGGCUUUGGGGGAGUUGGUUUGAUUUACAUGCACGGCAAAUUAUUUGCUGUGGAGAUACUGUAAAUGUCUAUAUCAUGGCGUUGGAGCAUCGAGCGGGCACGGCAUGAGGAAUUACUGUAAUGACGGAAUGUACUUGAUGGGCAUGAUAAGGGUA
This is a messenger RNA of Colletotrichum scovillei, 2317 nucleotides long. RefSeq lists its product as uncharacterized. Gene Ontology annotation, molecular function: RNA polymerase II cis-regulatory region sequence-specific DNA binding; DNA-binding transcription factor activity, RNA polymerase II-specific. Bases 762 to 2069 code for a protein of 435 amino acids. Lineage: Eukaryota; Fungi; Ascomycota; Sordariomycetes; Glomerellales; Glomerellaceae. Gene Ontology annotation, biological process: regulation of transcription by RNA polymerase II. The transcript is spliced from 2 exons. The record is from RefSeq and is a predicted model, not a curated record.